Messenger RNA from Didymodactylos carnosus, 661 nucleotides. The record is from the annotation of a GenBank genome assembly. NCBI's taxonomy places the organism in Eukaryota, Metazoa, Rotifera, Eurotatoria, Philodinida, Philodinidae.
AUGUUGACUGGCUAUGCUAAUCGACCAACAAAACCCGAAUUGAAACGUUUACCAUCCAGUGAUGAGUUAAUGGCAUACAGUAAUUAUUUACAAUUGCAAAUAAUAUUAGAUGCACAAACAUUACUGACACAAAUUAUUUAUGAAAUUGAUUCUAUUCGCAACAUAUUUGACGAAGAAAAAGUGGAUGAAUCUCAUAUGUUUGUUAUUGUUAAUCGUUUAAACCAUUGUGUUCAAAUAUGGCGUUUAUUAGUUGAUCAAAUGGGCAUUUUAGAAACAAUAACACCUCUAGAUUUUAUGGAAUUUCGUUCAUAUUUACCACCGGCAAGUGAUUUUCAAAAUCUACAAUUUUAUUUAAUUGAAAUUUGGUUUGCACGAAUGUUAUGUGACUCUAUUCUCUAUAGUUAUAAGGCUUUGCUCUCAUCAGAGAUUGCUUGAUUGUGUAUCACCCAAUUUGAUAUGGUUUUAGAUGAAACGUUUAUUUAGAAAAUAUUGAGAUAAAGAAAAACACAGAAAAGUAAAAUCUUACAAUCUGACAGUUAGAAAGUAAACCUAUUUAUGGUUCUGAAAACAUGAUAGAAGAUGAUGAAAAUGCGACGAAAUAAGAUGAUGAUGUAUGAAACGAAAUGAUGCAAUGUAGCAUCUUGUAUAAGGAAAUCUAAUU